Gopherus evgoodei (Goodes thornscrub tortoise) is the source of this 3554-nucleotide messenger RNA. It is a transcript of the gene PRKAG3, whose product is annotated as protein kinase AMP-activated non-catalytic subunit gamma 3. The coding region runs from base 1 to 444 and encodes 147 amino acids. Lineage: Eukaryota; Metazoa; Chordata; Testudines; Testudinidae. The record is from RefSeq and is a predicted model, not a curated record. The transcript is spliced from 6 exons.
AUGAUCCGGGGCACUGGCCGGCAGGUCGUGGGCCUGUACUCCAGGUUCGACGUGAUCCACCUGGCUGCCCAGAAAACCUACAACAACCUGGACAUGAGUGUGGGGGAGGCACUGAGGCGGCGAACGCUCUGCCUGGAGGGGGUGCUCACCUGCCACCCCCACGAGACCAUGGGUGACGUCAUCGACCGCAUCGUACAGGAGCAGGUCCAUCGCCUGGUUCUGGUGGACGAGAAGAACUCGCUGCGGGGGAUCGUCUCCCUCUCCGACAUCCUGCAGGCCCUGGUCCUCUCGCCCGCAGUUCCCUUCCAGUGCCCGACCUCCAGCCAGACACACAUGGCAGAUGUGAUGAUUCCUGAAAAUCUUACUUCAUCAUAUAAAAGAAAAGGUUCUUCCAAUCCCAAAGGAUCAGCCACAUACCCAGGCAUCAGCCGGCAUUCAUGCUGAAGGUGCUGGGGGGGGCUGCUGCCACGUCUGUCUGGAGGCUCCUUGGCGCUGCCCAGGGGAGGCCUGCCAUGCGGAAGGCCAUGGCGGAGCCUGGCUGGUGAUGCCGCUUCUGGGACUGUCGGUGCCUCGGGGCUGCUCUCUCUGGGAGCUGAUGAGCGGCAGGACACAGGGAAGCCCAGCGGCCAUAGACACGGAGCUGCCCCCUAGCACUCACCGAGGCGGCCGCUUGGCUUGGCACUUGGCCGGGCCUGGCCCGGGGAAGAGCAGCCAGGCCCCACCGGACCAGGGUAGGCAUCACGUGUAAAGCAAAGCUCAAGUGACAUGGGAGAUGCUUGCAAAGUCCAGCCCCAGCACAGACCACCCAGACCCCCAGCCAGGCGAAGCGCUUCUGUUGCCUCUGCUCCGGGGCCGCCCGGCCGCUCCCGCCAGCACUGGAGCUGGUGUCCAUAACGCCCCUGCGGAACGAGACUAAACAGCCCUGUUGGCUUAGUGCAGGGGUGGGGUGUUAUUGUAGGGUCACUCGGUUGUGGCCCCCCUUGUUAUUGCUCCCCCUGCUUUGUGGGCGGCCCGCUGGGUUGUUAUUGGCCAGCAGCUCCCGCUGGCUGGGUACUGUGGCACUGGGCACUGCGUGUUAUUGUAGGGUAGCUGGUGAGCGCCAGGGGCCACGCGUGGGGGGGGACGUGUAUUUAUUCGUGGCUGGCUGCGCUCCUCCUGCUGAACGCUGGGUAUGUAACAUCGUCCCUCGCCGGGCACCAGGCUGAUGUUCCUCAUCGCUGCCCCUCUGCCCGCGGCACCCACCCGUGGCACCCUGUAUCAAGCCCCCUUCCGCCAUCCUGACCCAGAGCCAACCCUGGAGCAAAUGCCAGAGGUUAUGGGCUCCUCUCCGGGUGCCCCCAUGCUCGAGACUGGCCCUUGGCAGCGGGCUGUGAGCAGCCCCACAGAGCCCUCCAGCAGUCCCGAGGCACCAGGUGGAGAUGGCAUAACACGGGUCAGGGGAAUGGGCAGCAUGGUGGCUGGAGGGUCAUGCCCGCUGCUCUCCACACUGGGAACAUGCUGGCACUGGGCCUUGGGUAGUUAUUUAGGGCAGCUGAGCUGGAGGGCACUAGCCCCCCCCCCCGACCCCGAGCUCGUCCAAGAGAGCCCAGAACUGGGGGUCACUAGCCAAAGGGGGGAUGCCCCCAGCAGCACCUGCUAAGCUGAACUGAGCCGAAACCGUCCUGCCGGGAUCCCAGCCCGGUGCCUGGGACGCAGCAUCCCAUGGGCCCAUCAGUGGGUGGUGCCACCCCAGCCCAGGGCUCCCUGGGCGUUCCCAGCAGCCAGCCGUCGUGCAGAGCCAGAACCCUGGGGAAUCCCGGGGCAGCCGUGGGGUAAGGGCAUGGCCAGGGGGCUGACGGAGGUGUGAGGGCCCUGGGGGCAGCGCCAUGUCUUGCCAAGGGAAAACUUUUCCCUAGUACGCCAUUGAGGGCAGCUCGCUGUGUUGGCGGCUGGCACCUUUCAGCAGGGGGAUGGGGGAGGGACUCUGGGCCACCCUCUCCGGUAGGCAGAGGGUAGCACCAGGGUGGAGGCGGGCAAGGGCAUGGGAUGGUUUCUGGAGAGGGAGAUCUCACCCUGUGGAGGUGGGGGCCUUUAUCCCCCUCCCCCUCCUGGGACGGCCAAGGGGCGAUUGGGCUGGAGCACCCAUGAGUAAGACGCCCUGUCUUGCUGGUAGGGCAGAGGCGGGUGGGGGGAGGCGGGGCAGUAGGGCAGGUCCCAGGCUCAGUGGGAGCCGGGCGUCCCUGAGGGCGACUGUCCAGGAGCGCCAGGGGCCUGGCUGGCACCAGGACUGGCAUACAUGGGGCCAAGCUGGCAGCAGAGUGAAUCUGGCUCCUGGGAGAAAAACCCAGGGGCUCAGACUCACGGCAGAGCUGAGGCAAACCCCCAGCUGUGGCUGGCCUGGGGUUAGGCCCCCACUCCAGGCUGGGCCUGGCCAUGCUCCCCCAUGCACCUCUGGCCUUUCCUUCUUCCCAGCCUGCUUUCGUUCUCCUGCCACAGAAAUGCGCUCAGGAGCGAGCCGCAGCCUGGCAAAUGCGGGGCUCCACUGCCCUCGGGUGCCCGGCUGGUUCAGGGCUUCCACCGCCUGGUGAGGUGCCAGCGUGGCAGCAAAGCCCAGGCUGCCAGAAGGCCGAGCCGAGGGGCUGGUUGCUUUGCAGUGGGGGAGCCCGGGGCUAAGACAAAAUCUCUCCCCAGGGGCUGGGCGCCCAGCGUAGCCCAGGAACUGCAGGCCACAUGCCAAGCUGCCCCCAUCACACCAACCUCUCGCCCACCUGACCUCCAAAUCAGGCCCGCGCCCCUUCCCCUGGCCUGGUGCUGCAGCUGGGGCAGGUGCUCAGUGGCCCCAGGGAAUGGGGGCCGCCCCUCACCACACUCCACAUCACACUCAAACCCAGCACGGCAGGAGCUCCAGCACCUGUUGCUUUAUUGCUGCUCCCAGCUGGGCUACGGGAUCCCCCACUUGCCCCCGGGACAGUGCUGGCACCUCAGGCCUCCCACAGGCCCCCGUUCCGAGCCCUGGCCACCCGGGGAGCUAGAAGUUUGCAAACAGGUGGCAGGUUGCUCCCAGUGCUGUCCCUGCUCUGCUGCUCGCCCCAGGGCCAGGGAGGGGAUGAGUCAGGGUCAGCCUUGGGGUUCGAACCCAGGAGUCCUGGCACCCAGCCCUGUGCAUUAGCCCCAGAUGCAGGCAGCAGGCCGGUGGCAGAGGUUAAUGGAGCUGCACGCCUGCUCUGGCCAGGCCUGUCCGUUCCACAGGCUGGCACAGCUGGAUGGGUCCCCCUGGCGGUGCCCACGACAGAAAUUGUCCCUGUGCAGAGGUUCCUCUGCCCUGGGAGGGGGGGAACGGAUGUGUGUGAGUGUCAGGGUUCCCUCCCCACUCUGAACUGUGGGGUACAGAUGUGGGGGCCCGCAUUAAAGACCCCCUACGCUUAUUUCUAGCAGCUUAGGUUAAAUACUCCCCAAGGUACAAAUCCUUCCCUGGUUCUUGGACGGUACUGGUGCCACCACCAAGGGAUUUAAACAAACAUUCAGGGAGGGGCCACUUGAAGACCUAUCCCUCCCCAAAUAUCCCCCCAAAUCCC